Aspergillus niger is the source of this 5718-nucleotide messenger RNA. RefSeq lists its product as uncharacterized. NCBI's taxonomy places the organism in Eukaryota, Fungi, Ascomycota, Eurotiomycetes, Eurotiales, Aspergillaceae. Bases 1 to 5718 code for a protein of 1905 amino acids. Gene Ontology annotation, molecular function: phosphorelay sensor kinase activity; histidine phosphotransfer kinase activity. The record is from RefSeq and is a predicted model, not a curated record. Gene Ontology annotation, biological process: phosphorelay signal transduction system; protein autophosphorylation. The transcript has 3 exons.
AUGAGGACACCUCCGCUUCCAUCGCCGGCCGAGGCCCCUUCGCCUGUCGCCGCAUCCCAUCCCCUCCGUCGAACCUCCUCCCAAUCAACUGGCUUUCUUCCUGUUCACAGCACUGGAUUUGCAAUCGAUGGAGACGCGAUCACGGAGAAUAACACGUGGAAUGCUAACGCUUAUUCUUCUAUUCCGAUUGAGCAGACUACGGACGCAUGUCAUACCUCAACGCCUGCGAAGAAAGACAGUUCCGAAGCGGGGAAGUACCCAGAGGACCAGGGACGAAGCCUGCAAACCCUUAAAGAGCUCCGGAGGCAGAUGGAAGAGUUGCUCGUCUAUCAACAGAUGCAACAAUCACAGAACCAGACUUCUUCGGCUAAUCGCGAAGCCCCUCCAUCGCAACCCGAUCCUGUCACCUCAAAUUCCCCUGGGUCGACAAGGAAAAGACCCCUCAAUGUAUCCUUCCCCAAAGUCGCCUCGUCCACAGGAGCGAUGCCCUCAGCUUCCUUCUCCGAUUCUACCGGGUCUGGUGGGACCAUCCGGGCUAUGGAUUCUACCCCCGACAACCUCACCGGCCAAACCCCGUCCUAUCCGUUCCCGAGAAUGCAGACGCAACCUUUGACGCGGCCGACACAGAGCUCCACACUCAACCAUAGCCCUUUCAAGUUGACACUGCCGGCUGAGAAACUGAAGACGCACAUGGUGCCAUCGCAACUUUCGGAGGAGCAGCAGCUGACAGGGGCAGAUACACCGCACUUGCAGAGCUUUUUCCUACCAGCGGUACACAAGAACGUGAUCGAGGAUCCGAACUAUCCCAGUCCAAAUUUGUAUGAUCUUACGUUGCAACUGAACGCAGAUCCGGGUUUAGACGCAUGGUGGGCGAAUGUGGUUCAUAUUCUGCAAGCCCAUUAUGGUGCUGAGAGAGUGUCGCUUGCCGUACCUGGCGAUGCGACUGACCUAGAAAAUGUCCCAUGGGGCCAGAAAGCGGUUUUUGAUCAGAACAUCGAGACGGAGUCGCAGGUACGGCAUCUGCACGAUGAGACGAGCACACCCCGCGAUAAUAUCCCGAAAGAGAAUGAAGACCCGGAGCGAAAGAAGGAACUGUUUCUUAGGGAAGCGCUUGCCAACGGAACAAGCGCUUCGAAAUCUCCAAAGCGACCCUCGCUUCUAUCGCGACACUCCUUCGCCGGGUUUGGCAAGGAAAGGAAGAUCUCCACUGUUCAGGACUCGGAAAUUCCGCGCCUACAACCAAAGUCUUCGCUCAGACCAGAGCUAAAACGCACAUCUACCCUCGCCGAGAACCCCGCCGCUCCAGAAACCGAGCCGUCAUCCGGGCCACCUCAUUAUACACAGGACAACCCUCGACAAGCUGUCUUCCCGAUACCUAGGCCGUUGGAAGUAGAAGCAGACCCGCUUAUCAAGCGGACAGGAGUUGUUAAGCUUUUUGGCCGCACCGACCCCGUUGUUCUGACCCGUGAAUACUCCCAGGGCUUGACACAUGAUCAGACGCCCUGUGAGACCCCCGAGGACAAAAUUCAAGUCACGCCGACCGCCGAGCCCUCCAAUAAUCAGGCACCAUACGCAGCCCGCGCUAGAUCGACUUCUAAUCCCGCUGCGUCAGGCUUGCAAGCACAUCGUACGUCGUCUAUGGAAUUCUUCGACGAGUACGAGCAAAUACCUCCUUCGCCGUGGUCGCAGUCGCCAGCUCCUUCGCCUGCGCCCCGUGCUCAUGCGGAGCAAAAUCCUUUUUUCGUCAGUCACGCUGUCGACGAGGAGGCAUUUGCGAAGCAUCCCCCGCCUCAUGAUUAUUCCAACCUCAAGCCCUUGGAAGCCAUAGGUGUCGACUUGGCCAAGUCAGUGGUCCAUAUUCCACUUUUGCACGCCGGCCGCUCUAAACAAACAUCACCGUCUACGUUACGAUUUCCCGUUGCAGUGAUUUCCAUUCUCUCCUCAAUAAUGCCUUAUCCCUCCAACCUGAGGAAGUCUUUGGCCUACCUCAUGCCCCAUCUAACCACUUCCUUUUGCUUGGCUCAACAAUACAGUCAGCUUGAGCGCCAAGUCACUUCCCGACUCGAGGUUCCGCGCUACGGACAUCUUCUUGGCCUUGGUGGAACAUUCUCCGAUGAAAGUAGCGAGUUGGAGCUCGUCGCUGGACUCAGCGGCCAUGUAAACUACACGAUAGCGGAUGAUGGAUCGCUUUCAGCCCGCGCCAGUCUUUCUAGUCCCGAAGAAAGAUCAAAUUCGGCCAAAUUUAGCCCUGCAGUAUCUGGACUUGGUACGCCUGGAUUCGAAUUGAGCAAUAUUGGGGCAGGGACAACUGUGAGUCUCUCCGAAUCACCCGGUGUGGCCGCACGGCUCAGCAAUGAUGGCGUGGACAGCUAUUUCAACGUUCAGCAGUCGAAGCAAUUCCAGCAGCGCAUUAGGCUGGCGAAGGUCAAACAAAACGUUGCAGCCUCAACUCCUACAUCCCCCGGCAAGUUCCUUGGGAAGCCCUCGGAGGAGGAGGUUGCCUCGCAGGACCAAAGCCCGGCAAUAAUAUCACCGCCACAAGAAAUUAAGGCGCCUCCAGUUAUAUCACCGACGCAAACUUCCCGGCACCCAUCAACAAAUUCAUUCUACGCUCAAUUACAACGCGAACUACCGCGUCCGUUCACCGACACUGUGGCUCAGCUCAUGUUGAACUCAGUUCCCCUGCAUCUAUUCCUUGCAAAGCCUCAAAGUGGCGAGGUUAUCUGGACUAAUUCGAAAUUCGAUGCUUACAGGCGGAGUCAACCCCAGGAACAGAAGCUAAGGGAUCCCUGGCAGAACAUCCACAGUAGCGAGCGCGACCACGUAUCUCAGGAAUGGGCAAAUGCUUUGCGUACGGGGUCUCAAAUCACCGAACGUGUACGCGUAAAGCGUUUCAACGAUGAGUCGGCUUAUCGUUGGUUCAUCUUCCGGGCAAAUCCGCUACUGUCUUCCACAGGAGAGGUGCUAUAUUGGAUCGGGUCAUUCCUUGAUAUCCAUGAACAGCAUAUUGCGGAGCUGAAAGCAGCACAGGAAAGAGAGAAAUUUGCCACUGAUGCCAAGUAUCGAGCAUUCUCCAAUUCUAUUCCGCAGAUCGUCUUCGAAGCGACAGAAUACCGGGGCCUUAUAUUCGUGAAUGAGCAAUGGCAUCUGUACACUGGACAGAAGCUUGAAGAUGCGCUUAACUUUGGCUUUGCAAAGCAUGUUCAUCAUGAUGAUCUAGAGAAGUGUGGCUUACUUUCCCUUUACCUCCAUGAAUCACAGAAAACUGGGGGCGCCAUUGACGCAGGUGAAGCGCCUGCGGAGACGACGGCCGCCAAGAAUUCUCAGGAGAAGCAUCUGGGUCAGGGCGUCACACCCGCACUGGAAGAGCUUGUCAAACGUGGAGUUGCGUCUGUGCAGAGAGAUGAGAAUGGUCGCGUCUUCUACUCGACAGAACUACGACUGCGUUCGAAAGGGGGUGAUUUCCGAUGGCACCUUGUUCGUCUGGUCUGUGUCGAGACAAGUAGUUUUGGCAGUGGCGAAGCGUCCUGGUACGGAACGUGCACGGAUAUCAACGACCGCAAGAAUUUAGAGCGGGAACUGAACAAAGCCAUGCAACAACUUAACAACCAGAUGGAGUCCAAGACGAAGUUCUUUAGCAAUAUGUCGCAUGAAAUCCGGACUCCACUAAACGGCAUCCUUGGCACCAUUCCUUUCAUUCUUGAUACCCAGUUGGACACUGAUCAGAGGAGAAUGCUUGAUACCAUCCAGAAUAGCUCGACCAACCUACGUGAGCUAGUCGACAAUAUUCUGGAUGUUUCGAGAGUGGAAGCUGGUAAAAUGUCGCUAGUCAACUCGUGGUUCCAUGUACGAUCUGUGAUUGAAGAUGUGAUCGACACUGUUUCGUCUAGGGCCAUCGACAAGGGCCUCGAGAUCAACUACUUGAUGGAUGUGGAUGUCCCGCCGAUGGUCAUAGGAGACAGAUUCCGAAUCCGACAGGUGCUCAUCAACCUUGUCGGUAAUGCAGUCAAGUUCACUGCGCAGGGGGAGAUUCACAUCUGCUGCUCCAUUUACCACGAUGCCUCAGCACAAAUCAAGAAGACUGAACUCUUAUUGAACUUCGAUGUCGUGGAUACGGGCAAAGGCUUCAGCGCGAGGGAUGCGGAACGGUUGAUGCAACGAUUCAGUCAGCUUGGGCAGAAUGGAUCGCAGCAACAUGCGGGUAGUGGGUUGGGACUGUUUUUAUCCAAGCAGCUUGUUGAGAUGCAUGGCGGAAAAUUGACUCCAAGCAGCAAGGAAGGCCAAGGCGCAAAGUUCUCCUUCCAUGUCAAAGUCGAUGCCCCCCCACCACCGACGCCCGAAGAAUCCCGGACCCUUCGACAAGCACAGGGUGCCUCUGAAAUGCUCGGAGCGCAGCCCAAGCUUAACCCCUUGCACAAACUACUUUUCACGAAAGAUACGCUCAAUAAUAAGACGCCAGAUCAAGCCGAACUGUCUUCUGCCCUCGAGUCAUCCCUCUCGAAAACACAAGCCAACCCAGAAACCCCCCUCCGUUUGACAACAACCAGUUUCUCCGAGCGGUCGUCACUUUCCUCUGCCCUUCCAACGCCUGAUCUUAGCACGGUAGACCCUCUAACUAAGAUCGAUGCCUCCGCUGCGGCCGGAACGGAACCCGUGACUCCAAGUGGUGACAGCUCACGUCCAGCGACCGAGCCAGUAUCCCAAGAGCAGGAAUCCCCCUCUUCGACUCAGCCACCGUCGUCGGGUGUUGCAAAUGACGCGAAACAAUUACCAAGCGCAUUCUCCAUUCUUAUCCUGUGCCCCUUGGACAACACUCGCAAAGCCAUCAAGCAACACAUCGAGCAGGUGGUCCCUCUUGAGGUCCCAUUCUCUAUUACCUCAACUCCAGAUAUCGAAGACUGGCGGGACCACGUGAGUGAUGAAACUGGCUCGAAGCUCACUCACUUGGUUCUCAACCUGCCCAGUGUGGACGACGUUUCGGACGUGAUUCAAUAUGUCUCAGAGUGUGAUCCCGCGACCGCUCCAACCCUUGUCAUCAUUUCCGACCUUUACCAGAAACGACAAGUCAACACCCGGAUCAAAGAGCUGGCUGCCACCGGAAGGCGUGUCUACACAGUACCAAAACCAGUCAAGCCCUCUGCCUUCUCUGCCAUCUUCGAUCCUGACAACCGACGCGAUCUGAGCAAGGAUAGAAACCAAGAUAUGGCUAGGGAGAUCAACAACAACUUCAAGACUAUGUCUAAGAUGGUUAAGGAGGUUAUCGGCAACAAAGGCUACAGGAUAUUAUUAGUAGAGGACGACGAGACGAAUCGCAUGGUGAUGUUGAAAUACCUCGAUAAGAUCAAAGUUAUGGCGGAGACAGCUACAAAUGGCCAAGAGUGUACAGAAAUGGUCUUUUCGAAGGAACCGGGAUACUACUCGCUCAUCAUUUGUGAUAUCCAGAUGCCUGUUAAGAAUGGGUAUGAUACGUGUCGUGAUAUCCGCGGUUGGGAGUUGAAGAAUCAUUAUCCUCAAAUCCCGAUCAUGGCGCUCUCAGCAAACGCAAUGACCGAUCAAAUUGAGGAUGCUGCACGAGCUGGCUUCAACGACUAUGUCACCAAGCCUAUCAAGCACAAUGAGUUGGGCAAGAUGAUGAUGGGUCUGCUCGAUCCUAAUCGGCCUUUGCUUCUCCUUCGCGACCGCCUCAGGGCCGAUAGUGAGGACCACCACCGCGAUUAA